Molecule: messenger RNA, 2082 nt
Organism: Penicillium diatomitis
Lineage: Eukaryota; Fungi; Ascomycota; Eurotiomycetes; Eurotiales; Aspergillaceae
Product: 3-hydroxyacyl-CoA dehydrogenase-like protein LAM1
Exons: 1
Coding region: 1-2082 (693 amino acids)
Biological process (GO): fatty acid metabolic process
Molecular function (GO): oxidoreductase activity, acting on the CH-OH group of donors, NAD or NADP as acceptor; NAD+ binding
Source: RefSeq, a predicted model, not a curated record
AUGGUUGCCGGACCUCGUACAGACCGACCAGUUGCGGUUGUCGGCGGCGGCGUCCUUGGCCGGCGUAUUGGCUGCGUCUUUGUAGCAGCCGGAUAUAAUGUGCACAUCUAUGAUCUCUCUUUGACUGCGUUGCAAGAAGCAGUCGAAUACAUUGACGCCCAUCGACAAGAAUACUCACUCAUGCCUCGUAUCAGCAAGACUAAAGCAUCCGCGCGUGAUACCGCAGAGAAGAAAAGCACAAACAAUGACGGGUACGACGCAGGAAUGAGCGACGAUGCGCUCUCCACGGUGGACUUUGAAUCAUAUUCCCGAGGACCAUUCGGCAGUUACAAAACGUUUACCAACCUUGAACCGGCAGCGCGCGAUACGUGGCUUGUCAUCGAAACGAUUCCGGAGAGGAUAAAUCUGAAAAUUGAUACCUUUCGAGAGCUUGACGAAAAAUGUCCCGAGGACUGUAUCUUUGGGUCGAAUAGCUCUUCCUUCAAAUCGAGUUUGUUGUCGGCGAAGGUGUCGAAGGAGCGGAAAUCGCGAUUUCUGAACAUGCAUUUCACUAUGCCGCCGAUGAUUCGGACCGUCGAGAUGAUGACUUGUGGGGAGACUGAUCCGCAGGUGUUUUCGUAUCUGGAGGAUGUGAUAGGCGAAUGUGGAUUGUUGCCUGUGACGGCCAGGAGAGAAUCGACAGGGUUUGUUGGUCCAUUCGAGCUCCUCCGUUCAUGCUCGUUCCCUUUCACGCCGAUACCCUCUUCUUCUGGCAACAGCAGAUCACCAUCACCAUCACCAUCUUCAACUCACAGCUCGCUGAUCCUUUGUCAUGCAUUCAGAUUUGUCUUCAACCGCCUCUGGGCCGCCAUCAAACGCGAAAUCAUGAACAUCCUUUUCGACCAAGUGAGCGAUCCCAGCGAAAUCGACCUCCUAUGGGAACACAUGUUCAAAAACGGUCCCUUGCCCUGCCAACUCAUGGACCAAGUCGGUCUCGACACAGUCGCCUACAUCGAAGACAACUACAUUCAAGAGCGCGGUCUCGACCCCACAAAGACCGUCAACUGGCUGCGCGAAAAUUACGUCCAACACGGCCGUCUGGGCAAAAAGUCCGCUAAAGGAGGCCUCUACCCUCCCACCGUGAGAUCGUCCACGGCCGAGCUUCACCCUGCGAAUCCACAUACCGCCGCGAAAGACAUUUAUCUCCUCGACGUGGGACUGGGCAGUAACGCCCGCGACGUCACGCAGGUCCAUGCCAACGGGCAGAUCCUGCGCUUUAACCUGGCGACGCAGAAGCUCACGCCUCUUGUGCUGAGACAGAAUCUUCCGGAUGGGAUCGAUGUCUCGAUUGAAACGCAGCGGAUCUUCUGGACGAAUAUGGGUCGUAGUACAGCUGCGUGCGACGGGUCGGUCUGGACGGCGGAUAUGGAUGGAAGUCGGAUUCGGUGUCUUAUUCCCAAGGGCCAUGUGCACACCCCGAAACAGAUCUCUGUUCUCGAUUCCCGGAAACAAGUCUAUUUCUGUGAUCGCGAAGGCACAAGCAUACACCGAGUCAACUACGACGGCACCCAGCAUGAGAUCAUCGUACAAAGACACAUCACCCCGCAGAUGGGCCUCGGCGAAAAGAUGCGCUCAUGGUGCGUUGGCAUCGCGCUCGACGACGAGCACGGCGUCAUGUACUGGACGCAAAAGGGCCCGAGUAAAGGCGGGCGAGGCCAGAUAUACCGCGCACGCCUGGACAUGGCCCCCGGCGAGACGGCGGAGAAUCGAUCCGAUAUCGAGUUUUUGUUCGAUGGAUUGCCGGAACCGAUCGAUAUUGAGAUCGAUAGCGAUACGCAGACGAUUUAUUGGACUGAUCGAGGCGAGCAUCCCAUGGGAUGUGCUUUGUAUAGAGCGUAUGUCGGUGGAGAGCAGGUCGAUAUGCACAAGGUGAUUCUGGCAAGACAUUUUCAUGAGCCGAUUGGGUUGAAGCUGGAUCGGGCGAGUAAUAUUGUGUAUGUUACGGAUCUGGGAGGCAGCGUGUACUCUGUUGAUUUGAGCGAUGGGAUUAAGGUGGAGGUUGUGCGGAAUAAUGGGUGUUAUACGGGAAUUACACUUGUCUAA